AUGCAGCUCCUCCACGCCCUUACCGUGUUCUGCUCACUGUCUCAGUUUCCAUCACUGGCCUCAGCUGAAAAUGAGAAUACAAACCCCUCAGCGGAUGAAUCCAAAGAGGGCAAUACCCCGCUACCGUCAAAUCUCAUCCUACAGCGCAAUGCCGCGAUAGUAUCCCAGCUCGCAGUAGGACCAGCCCACGGCGUGAAGAAAAUGAGCGACGACGAAGGCGAGAAAUUCUUCCUUGAUUACUGGAAUUUCGGGGAUGUCUCUUCGUCAGGUAACCUAUCUGAGCGACACCUCUCUGACGAAGACGGAUUUUCCCCUGCGCGAUUUGUGACCCAAUCAUACCCAUUCGGGCCAUCUUAUUCAUUGGGUUCAGAAGGAGACAGUGUUUUCCUUCACCGGGGAAACAGUUACAGCGCAAAGAGCCUGCUGGAGUCACGAGACUUCAAGUGCCCGACUGGGACAUCAGCGUGCACCUCUAUCGAUCGAUCCGAUCGCUGCUGUGGGGCCGGGGAGACGUGCGAGAUCGUCGCAGAUACGGGGCACGGCGAUGUGGGCUGCUGUCCUAGCUGGAAGAUGUGCUCCGGGAUGAUUGGGUCUUGUGCAUACAUCACUGUUAUUACAGUGACUGUUCAUUCGACCGUGAUGUUGUCUACUGUGACCUACUCGACCAAACCACAGGAUACUACUUCCACUUCCUCGACAACUUCUUCCCAUAGCAGCAAGACUACAACAAACGAUAGCUUGGCACCGCCAGCACGGCCUACAAACCUCUCAACAGUAACUAGUGCAACCCGCGGCGAAGAUGUCUGUCCGACUGGUUUCUACGCCUGCUCCGCUGUCUACCACGGUGGUUGUUGUCGCACAGGCCGAGACUGCGAUACAACCUCAUGUCCGACCACAGCUUCGACGACUAUUACAUCGAACGGCGUGACGAUUGUAGCACCUGUUGCGACAACGACGGAACACUCUGGCGGGGGCCGGUGCGCCCAGGGCUGGUUCCACUGUGCGGACACUGUGGGCGGAGGAUGCUGUCCCAUGGGCUUUGCUUGCGGUGCUAGCUGUACUGCGAGCGACACCGCGGUUGCGACGACUGUCGCCAAGGAACAAGCCACCGCGCCCAGUGCAGAUGGCGUGAUGCAUCGGCUUAAGCCGCCAUCAUGUCCGAAACUCCUCAGGCACCCCUGCCCUUCAUCUACCAGUUUGCCGCCGGUGCGGUGGCUGGUGUCUCCGAGGUACCCUCUGGACGUGCUCAAGACCCGAAUUCAGCUUCAGACCGGUGCCCCAGUCCCUGGUGUCGAUCACUACAAUGGCAUGUUCGACUGCUUCCGUAAGAUCGUUAAGAACGAGGGUGCUUCCCGUCUAUACCGUGGUAUCUCCGCCCCCAUCCUGAUGGAGGCACCUAAGCGUGCGACCAAGUUCGCCGCGAACGACAGCUGGGGCAGUUUCUACCGCAACCUGUUCGGCGUCGAUAAGCAGACCCAAGGCCUGGCCACUCUGACCGGAGCCACAGCCGGUGCCACCGAAGCCUUCGUGGUUGUUCCUUUCGAGCUGGUGAAGAUCCGUCUGCAAGACAAGGCCCAGGCCCACAAGUACAACGGCAUGCUCGACGUGGUGAAGAAGAUCGUGGCCGCCGAAGGCCCCCUGGCAAUGUACAACGGCCUUGAGUCGACCAUGUGGCGUCACGUCCUGUGGAACGCAGGUUACUUCGGCUGUAUCUUCCAGGUCCGCGCACAGCUGCCCGCUGUCGAGCCCGGUAACAAGAACCAGCAGACCCGCAACGACUUGAUCGCCGGUACCGUCGGUGGUAUCACCGGUACUCUCCUCAACACCCCCAUGGACGUUGUCAAGUCCCGUAUCCAGAACACCUCCAAGGUCCCCGGUCAGGUCGCCAAGUACAACUGGGCCUGGCCUGCUCUCGGUACUGUGAUGAAGGAGGAGGGCUUCGCUGCCCUGUACAAGGGUUUCACACCUAAGGUCCUCCGUCUCGGUCCCGGUGGUGGUAUCUUGCUUGUUGUCUACACUGGUGUCAUGGAUUUCUUCCGCAACAUGCGUGAUCAAAAGCAAAAGUAA
Penicillium robsamsonii is the source of this 2067-nucleotide messenger RNA. RefSeq lists its product as uncharacterized. The transcript has 6 exons. Lineage: Eukaryota; Fungi; Ascomycota; Eurotiomycetes; Eurotiales; Aspergillaceae. Bases 1 to 2067 code for a protein of 688 amino acids. The record is from RefSeq and is a predicted model, not a curated record.